Molecule: messenger RNA, 1206 nt
Organism: Hirsutella rhossiliensis
Lineage: Eukaryota; Fungi; Ascomycota; Sordariomycetes; Hypocreales; Ophiocordycipitaceae
Product: bZIP transcription factor domain-containing protein
Exons: 3
Coding region: 1-1206 (401 amino acids)
Biological process (GO): regulation of DNA-templated transcription
Molecular function (GO): DNA-binding transcription factor activity
Source: RefSeq, a predicted model, not a curated record
AUGCUCAUCAGCUCAAGCUCUCCUCCCCACUCAACCGCCAACAUUUCGGCCCAAGACUUUACGGUCUUCACCACGGAUUCCCAAUCAACAUGGCUUCCCAAAUCAGCUUCUGCCCUGCCGGCACCAUCCGCGCACCCCCUUCAGACUCCCGACCUGGACAGCUCGCAGCAGGACUUUGUUCUGUUCGACAGCCCUCAUCAACAACCUGCGUCCCUUAAUCGGCCUGCCGUGUCGCUGUCCAGCAGCCAGCGCCGUCAUUCGUACCACAACCGCCGGGAGAAGCCCAUUUCACCCGCUGUCCAGAACCAACGAGUGGCCCAGCUCCAGGGUAUCGGAAAUCAAUCUCUGUCGCCAGUACGCAACUUUGCCCAUCACCAGUUUUACGCCUCUUCGGCCCCUUCAUCGACCGUCUCCUUGAACCAGAAUCGUCUCACGUCCAGGCCUCCCGUGCCGCUCUUCAACCAAAAUCCCGGCACUGAUAUCUUCGAAAUCGCCAAGAUGAUGAACGCUGCAGACGUCGACCUGGAUGAAUUCACCGCCUUCGAGGGCGGGGCCUCGACGGGCUUCUCUUCCCCGGCUAUUCCGUCUGCCAUGGAAUUCACCAGCAGCACCUCGAGCUCAACAUCCAAUUUGGGUACUGUCUCGCCGCAAGAUCUCCUCGUGCAAGAACCGUUUAUGUCAGCGCCGAACUCGACCGCCCUCACGUCUUUGACUUCGCCCUCCAUCUACAACGAGUCUCCCGAGUUUGACAGCUUCGACGUCUCGCCUAGCUUCGACGGCGUUGAGUUUGACGGCUCGGCAGAUCCCUGGUAUCCUCUAUUCCCGCCCGACUCCAGCAGUGGUGCCGAACAGGCGCGAAGCCUGGACAACUCUCCCGCCAACAAGUCGGAUGAUCUCGAGGACUCAACGCAACGCACAUCUACCAGCGGACGCAAGAAGUCAGACAGCUCGCCCACGGGUAGCGCUCGCCACUCUUCUGUCUCUGGUGUCAAUGCGCGCAAGCGAGACAAGCCUUUGCCGCCCAUCAUUGUCGAGGAUCCCAACGAUACCGUGGCCAUGAAGCGGGCGCGCAACACUCUUGCGGCGCGAAAGUCGCGUGAGCGCAAGGCUCAACGCUUCGAGGAUCUGGAGGAGCGUAUUGCAAAAUUAGAGGCGGAGCGCGACCAUUGGAAGCGCAUUGCUUUGUCGCAAACGGAUGCGCAGUAG